UUCUAAGUUCACUUUAUUUUUACUGAAUUACUCUUUCUUUCCUUCCAAAUUUAUUGUGAGAAAACGUUACUAAUACAACUUGUGCCUCUAGGUUUAUAGGGUACUUCUUGUUUUUUGUUUGGUGUUUUGAUGAUUUCUUACAAUCAAAAGCUGCUUACUUUGUGUCUGUGAUUUGGUUGUUAUAUUUGAUUUGUAAACUUUGUUGGUAUAAUUUUUUGGGUUAGUUCGAUAAGGUAUUGUGGGGUGUCUUUGGGUUAUUGUUUUUUGUUGUGUAAAGUUUUGGUGAAGAUGGUUUAUUCAUGGGGCGUAGAACAGUAAAUAUCGGAGCUCCAAUUUAUAAUAAAGGCGUGAACAGGAUGCCCAGCUACGGUCCUCCAGUUCCAACUUCUAAUCAAAUGGGCAAAGAAGCAAAUACAGUUCAAUCUGAAAUUCCAGACUGUGGAACGCUUGAGCAAUCACUCGGACUAUGCAUAGAGGAUGCUGUUAACCUUAGCAGAAGUAAUGUACUUUAUCAAAUUAAGUCAAGUAGUCAGGCAGUAGACACUGAUGACCAGUUUGGCUCUGUGAAUAAGUUACUAUCACUACCAAAAGAACUGCAGUCAAAUUUGGUUUCUGUACGUAGUGGUCAUCCAAAGAAUUGGGGAGAGUCCAAUAUGGCAGAAGCCAGUCCUAGAACGGAUACCUCAACUGAUGAUACAGAAGAUAAAAAUCAACAGUUUGAAAGGGGUCAAUUGAUGGCGGUUGCAGCCUCUGAUUCGAGUGACAAGUCAAAAGAAAAAUUAGGAGAUCAGAAGACAUUACGUAGGCUUGCUCAAAAUCGUGAGGCUGCAAGAAAAAGUCGGUUAAGAAAAAAGGCAUAUGUACAACAACUAGAGAGUAGUCGACUAAAGCUGACUCAACUUGAGCAAGAGCUGCAACGAGCACGCCAACAGGGUAUAUUUAUUUCAAGUUCAGGAGAUCAAUCUCAUUCAAUGAGUGGAAAUGGUGCCAUGGCGUUUGAUGUUGAAUAUGUACGGUGGCUGGAAGAGCACAACAGGCAGAUCAAUGAGUUGAGAGCUGCAGUCAAUUCUCAUGCUGGUGAUGCUGAACUCUGCACUAUUGUUGACAAUGUUACAGCACAUUUUGAUGACAUUUACAGACUCAAGGGCAUUGCUGCGAAAGCUGAUGUCUUCCACAUCUUGUCUGGAAUGUGGAAGACACCAGCAGAAAGGUGUUUUAUGUGGAUUGGUGGGUUCCGAUCAUCUGAGCUCCUUAAGCUUCUUGUGAACCAAUUGGAGCCUCUAACUGAGCAGCAGUUGGUGGCCAUGUAUAGCUUGCAGCAAUCAUCCCAACAGGCUGAAGAUGCCCUUUCACAGGGGAUGGAUGCAUUGCAGCAUUCUCUGGCAGAGACUCUCGCCAAUGGCUCUCCCAGCCCAUCAGGAUCAUCUGGAAAUGUGGCAAACUACAUGGGUCAGAUGGCCAUGGCAAUGGGAAAGCUAGGAACUCUUGAAGGGUUCUUACGUCAGGCAGAUAGUCUACGUCAGCAAACAUUACAACAAAUGCAUCAUAUAUUAACGACUCGGCAAUCAGCUCGUGCCCUGCUUGCAAUAAAUGACUAUUUCUCUAGGCUUAGGGCUCUCAGUUCCCUCUGGCUGGCACGUCCACGGGAGUGAACAGAGUAGGUUACAUUGGGGUUAGCUAAGAGCUUAUGGGUUUAGGUGCUGUGAUAUGAAUAGAAUAUAUUUAGUGUUGAAGGCCAUUGGGAGCUAUAUAUAUAUAUAUAUAUAUUUAUAUACACACUGUAUUUUUUAUAGGUUCCAUGUCCAUGUCCAUGUCCAUGUCCAUGUGUAGUUAUAACAUGAAAAAUGUUGUUUUAGGUGUUGUAUUGUAAAACAAAUAAUCUGAGAAAUGUUUAUUGUUAGAAUCAGAAUGAAAUAUGUAACAUAGGUUCAACUGUACCAGAUAUCAUCACAUUUAAUCAGGGUGGAAUUGGCAUAGGUAUCUUUUUUUGUCUGUC
This is a messenger RNA of Mangifera indica (mango), 1996 nucleotides long. RefSeq names its product transcription factor TGAL1-like. Gene Ontology annotation, biological process: DNA-templated transcription; regulation of DNA-templated transcription. The record is from RefSeq and is a predicted model, not a curated record. Gene Ontology annotation, molecular function: sequence-specific DNA binding; DNA-binding transcription factor activity. The coding region runs from base 300 to 1652 and encodes 450 amino acids. Lineage: Eukaryota; Viridiplantae; Streptophyta; Magnoliopsida; Sapindales; Anacardiaceae. The transcript is spliced from 11 exons.